UUUGACCUAUCAAACGCCAGAAUUGAGCAUGUUCCCUUGCGACGUCGUGUCCGAUUCUAAAUGUGCCCGUGGUCGCAUUGCCUGUAAAAUUCCCAUACAGCAGCACACCCCGUAUCAACCACGCUCAAUCACAGCCUGGGGUGCUUGGUGCUUCGCAAGGUACGCUAUGGAAGCUCAUUGAUUGUUUUUUUUUUCCAUUCGACUUCUCUAUCUCCUCUCUCUCUCUCUUUUGCUGCACUUCGGCCUCGCAUCUGCAAGUCGCCCAUCAUGGCUGCCAUGGGCCGGUUAGGCUUCUUGGCCACUGCGGUCAUCUUUCACCUGGUUUACAUUUACUCCAUAUUCGACAUCUACUUUGUCAGCCCUAUUGUCUCUGGCAUGCAAUUAGUUCCUGUGGACCGUCCCGCAAACACCAAAAGUCCUGCGAAUCGAUUAGUCCUGUUUGUCGGCGACGGGUUACGAGCCGACAAAGCAUUCCAGGCCUUUCCUGAGCCAUACCCCGAAUCAGAAGAAGACCUUGUUCCCAGGCACUUGGCCCCCUUUCUUCGUUCUCGAGCUCUCCAACAUGGAACCUUUGGAGUUUCGCACACGCGCGUUCCGACCGAAUCCCGUCCCGGCCAUGUGGCCCUGAUCGCUGGACUUUACGAAGACGUUUCCGCAGUGGCAACUGGGUGGAAGCUCAAUCCCGUCAACUUUGACAGCGUCUUCAACAGGAGUCAACACACCUGGAGCUGGGGCAGUCCUGAUAUUUUACCCAUGUUUGAGCGCGGCGCUGUUCCUGGUCGAGUUGAUGCACACACAUAUGAUGCUGAGUUUGAAGAUUUCUCGAAAGAUGCAACUCACCUUGACUUCUGGGUGUUUGACCAUGUUAAAGAAUUAUUCACCAAGGCCGCCACCAAUAAAACACUUGAUCGGGCCCUUCGACAGGAGAAGGUUGUUUUCUUCCUUCAUCUACUUGGUCUGGAUACAACUGGGCAUUCGUAUAGACCCUACUCCAAGGAGUAUCUGCAUAACCUUCAGAUCGUCGAUAAAGGCGUUCAGGAGGUGACCGACCUUAUCCAACGAUUCUAUGCAGAUGAUCGGACUGCUUUUGUCUUCACUGCGGACCAUGGCAUGAGUGACUGGGGCAGUCACGGUGAUGGCCAUCCAGACAACACCAGAACACCCCUGAUAUGCUGGGGCUCGGGUGUGGCUUCCCCUAAUCUCUAUCCGGGGACAAUAGCCCCAGGUCACGACGACUAUUCAGCUGAUUGGGGGCUGGAUCAUGUUCAAAGACAUGAUGUUGCGCAAGCUGAUGUUGCUGCGUUAAUGUCCCAUCUCAUCGGCACCGAGUUUCCUGUGAACUCUGUAGGAAAACUGCCUCUCUCGUAUCUAUCCGCAAACAACCGGCAAAAGGCAGAAGCAUUGCUGCUCAAUGCCCGUGAAAUAUUGGAGAUGUACAAGGUGAAGGAGCAAAAGAAGCAAGCGAAUGAAAUGAGAUAUAAGCCAUUUGGUGCUUUCAGCGGCGCAGAGCUGGCUCCGUCACAGCGAGUAGCUCACAUUGAUCAGCUAAUAUCUCAGGGGAAAUAUGAGGAGGCCAUUGAGGAAUCUGACGCCCUCAUAAAUAUUACGCUUGAAGGGUUGCGCUACCUCCAAACAUACGAUUGGCUGUUUUUGCGUGCCUUGAUCACGGUUGGAUAUCUUGGCUGGAUAGCAUACGCCAUCACAACGGUCAUCGAUUUAUAUGUGAUUCCGACGUCGACUGUACCCCAGCGCAAUACCUCGAGUGUUCUCGGCUUUUUCUCAGUCUUGGCGGCACUAUAUGCGUCCUUCAUUGCUUCGAAAUCCCCCCUUACGUACUAUGCGUAUGCAUUCUUCCCUGUUGUCUUCUGGGAAGAAGUUUAUGCGCAAAGGUUCAGUCUGCAUGAAGGAGGCAAAAUACUCUUUGGACACAUUGGAUCGGCUGGCGGUGUUGUAACAUUUAUCGUAAAUGCGUUUGCUUACUGCGCCAUUCUGGUUUCUUUGGCUCUCGGUUACGAUCACCGCGAGAUAUUGACUGGGCUAUUCAUCCUGGGGGCAGCAUGGCCCGCCAUGUCUGGCACAUCCUUUAUUCGCUCAAAUAUCCUUCUUAGCGCGGCAUGGGCCAUAUUCUGUAUGGUUAUGAGCACUUUUACGCUCUUACCCGCCAUGAAAGUCGAGAAUGUGGACCUAAUUGUAAUCAGCGGUGUAAUCCUGAGCCUUAUCGGCAUAUUCUAUAUGGCAUCUGAGCCCAUGAUUUUAUCAGACUUCUCUUACCAGAAGGCUAAACUUAACUACACUUCAAAUUCGCUCGUCAGCAGGACUGUGACGGGUGUUCAGGUCGGACUCGUUAUUCUUGCAACCUUGGUAACUCGCUCUAGCGCUCUAUCUCUUCAAGCCAAACAGGGCUUGCCUUUGGGGAAUCAAAUCAUGGCAUGGAUCAUUUUGGUUUCAUCGUUUUUGAUGCCGACGCUCCAUCGAUUGCAGCCAAACAGCAAUUUUAUGCAUCGUUUGGCAAUGAUUUUCUUCACAUGCGCCCCGACAUUUAUAAUCCUCACGAUAUCCUAUGAAGGCUUGUUUUACGUUGCGUAUUCUAUUUUGCUGGUCAUUUGGGUUCGCCUGGAGUACCGUAUCGAGACUUUUGGUAAAAGCCAAGCACCCAACGGAAACGGUUCUGUAAAGGCGGAUAAAAGCGAAAGCGUACCAAAUCGACCACUGCGUCUGUCAGACGCACGCGUAUCUCUCUUCUUCAUGGUGCUUCUUCAAUCAGCCUUCUUCAGCACUGGAAAUGUCGCGUCUAUCUCAUCAUUUAGCUUAGAGAGCGUUACUCGUCUGAUUCCGGUGUUUGAUCCGUUUUCUCAGGGAGCACUCCUCAUUCUCAAGCUAAUGAUCCCGUUUGCUCUCAUUUCGGCAAAUCUUGGCAUUUUGAACAAGCGACUUCGAAUUGCGCCGUCAGCAUUGUUCAUGGUUGUCAUGGCAAUCAGCGAUAUUUUGACUCUCUACUUCUUCUGGGUCGUUAAAGAUGAGGGUUCUUGGUUAGAAAUAGGAUCCACUAUCAGUCACUUUGUGAUUGCCAGUCUUCUAUGUGUGUUCGUUGCCGCACUGGAAGGGGCCAGCGCCAUGUUCAUCAGUGGAAUUGAUGUCAGUGAUGCGCCAUCUCUAGGCUCAGAAAGCCAGGCAAAUGGAAAGAAGAGCCUGGGAAAGGCACAGAAGUGAAGUGGCAUCAUUUCAGCAUACGGGGAGAUUGACGUUAGACUUCUUCCCAAAGCAUUACUGGAGGAGUGAUCAUCUUUUAUUUACUAAUUAUACCAGCUCGCAAUCUUUCCUGUACAACUAGAGGGUAGGCAGUUUUGCUGCGUUAUGAUUGCAUGACCGUAUUUUGGACUAGGUAGACUUCUAGACUUAGAAAUUAGGAGAGGCAUCAUCUUCACAUUUAAUUUUAUAAUUAGUUGGGCGGUUUGACCCUUUUCAGCCCCCCUCCCAUGCCUAUUUUAAUUUUAUACCCAAUUCCUC
Messenger RNA from Trichoderma asperellum CBS 433.97, 3507 nucleotides. It is a transcript of the gene MCD4, whose product is annotated as Glycosyl phosphatidyl inositol anchor synthesis. NCBI's taxonomy places the organism in Eukaryota, Fungi, Ascomycota, Sordariomycetes, Hypocreales, Hypocreaceae. Gene Ontology annotation, biological process: GPI anchor biosynthetic process. The record is from RefSeq and is a predicted model, not a curated record. Gene Ontology annotation, molecular function: mannose-ethanolamine phosphotransferase activity. Gene Ontology annotation, cellular component: endoplasmic reticulum membrane.